AUGACCGUGCUGAAGACUCUGGAGCAUACGAAAAUUACUUUCUUGCCACUGUGGCUGGAAUUAACAAUGUUUUUGUCUGCAUGGCCACAGACUGGGAUGUCCCGAUACCAGAGCCUCCCUGAAGUAGUGAUACCUUUGAGAGCACCUAGCACUUAUAAAAGUAUGGAAGCUCUAGGCUGGAUCUCCUAUAGCCUGCACUUUGGGGGCCAGAGACACAUUGUCCACAUGAAGGCUAAGAAGCAUUUGGUGUCCAGAGCUCUCACUGUGUUCACCUACACUGACCAGGGUGCUCUUAUUGAGGACCAGCCUUUUGUCCAGAAUGACUGCUAUUACCAUGGUUAUGUGGAAGGGGACCCUAAAUCCAUGGUUACUCUUAGUACUUGUCUAGGAAGCCUUCAAGGAAUACUGCAGACAAAUGGAGUCACCUAUGAAAUCAAGCCCAAAGCGCACUCUGCCACAUUUGAACAUCUGGUGUAUAAGAUGGAAGACACACAGUAUACACAUGGAAGUUGUGGACUAACUGAAGAAGAAAUAGUAGAGCAAUUGAAGUCUCAAGAUAAUGCUAAUUCCACUCUGAUGCAAAGUUCUCAUACAGGAUGGUGGCUCCACCGACAGUUUCUUGAACUAGCAAUUGUGGUAGAUUAUGGAAGAUUCAUUUUUAGGAAAAGGAAUGUGUCCAUUGUGGAAAUGGAUGUAUUCAUGGGUGUCAAUUUAGUAGAUGAUAUUUAUAGCUCAAUUAGUCUUGAUGUGGUUCUAACUGGAGUUGAAGUUUGGAGUGCAGGAAACCCCUACUCAGUAACUACCGCACGUCAUAUGAUGGAACAGUUUUGCAAAUGGAAGAAAUCCAGCUUUAAUAGCCGUGUAGCUCAUGAUUCUGCACAUAUUAUUGUGAAGCAGGAUUUUUGUUUUAAGCAUCUUACUGAGUCAUACUUUUCUGAAGUAUGUAAUAUUAAUUUGAAUUGUGGUUUAGAGUGCAUUAUGGAUGAUGGAUUGGCUUCAUUUAGAACAUAUGUGACACAUGAGAUUGGUCACACAUUGGGAAUGAUGAAUGAUGAUGGUAACAACUGCGCAUGUGAGAGAAAAGUAUGUGUAAUGAACAAAAGGCUAAUACCCUCAGAUGCAUUCAGCAACUGUAGUUAUGCACAAUAUUUAGAGACUAUUUCUAGAAAGAGUUGUUUGACCGAUGUCCCAAACCCACAGGCUAUUUUUAUAAAGAAACGCUGUGGGAAUGGUGUGAUUGAAGACGAAGAGGAAUGUGAUUGUGGUUCCUUAAAACUGUGUUCCCAAGAUAGAUGUUGCUCAGAAAACUGCACUCUGGUAUCUGGGGCAGCAUGUGCUUCUGGGCUGUGUUGCCAUAACUGCCAGUUUAUGCCAUCAGGCACAGUGUGUAGAGAACGUGUCAAUCAAUGUGAUCUGCCAGAGUGGUGCAAUGGAAGCUCUGCUGCAUGCCCAGAAGAUGUGUAUGUGGAGGACGGGAUCCACUGUCUGGGCAGGAAUAUCUGUUUUCAAAAGAAAUGUAAUAACCGUGAUGAUCAGUGUACAAAACUUUUUGGCAAAGGAGCCAAGAAUGCAAACAAGAAUUGCUACCUAGCAGUGAACACCAAAGGUGAUCGCUUUGGUAAUUGUGGUAGGAAAGAUAAUAAGUAUGUAAGAUGUAAUUAUAAAGAUGCUCUGUGUGGGAGAGUACAAUGUGAGAAUAUAGAAGAAGUUCCCCAUUUAAGCAAUCAUUUUACUGUGCAUUCAACUCAAGUUGAUGGAAACAGCUGCUGGAGUACUGAUUACCAUUUUGGGAUGAAUGUACCUGAUACUGGUGAGGUGAGCGAUGGUACAGAAUGUGGUCCAGACUUUCUGUGCUUAGAAAGGAAGUGUGUCUUUAUGCCACCAUGGGAAGAAUCUUGUCUGCCUAUGUUCUGCAAUAAGAGAGGCAUCUGCAACAAUAAACAUCACUGCCAUUGUAAUGAAUAUUGGGCUCCACCCAACUGCCUGAAAAAGGGCUAUGGAGGUAGUAUUGACAGUGGCCCACCUCCUGUAAGAAGAUCACACAAAAUGAUUUACAUCAUAAUUCUUAUUUGGCUUUUGGCUUUUAUUGUAUGUUCCUUCUUGUUACUUUGUUUUUUGUGUUUAGAGAAUAAAAGAUAUGAGGAAAGAAGGAGAUAUAUUGCAUCUUUACCUAAGAAAAGAAAACAUAAAGGUAAAAAGUCAUCCAAGAAGGAAGAGGAAAAUCUUGGAACAGAACUUGAGGAACAAAAGCAAAAUGUUGAGAAGCUAUCUGAGGAAGAAGAGGAAAGCUGA
This is a messenger RNA of Peromyscus eremicus (cactus mouse), 2292 nucleotides long. Its product is annotated as disintegrin and metalloproteinase domain-containing protein 21-like. NCBI's taxonomy places the organism in Eukaryota, Metazoa, Chordata, Mammalia, Rodentia, Cricetidae. The transcript has a single exon. Bases 1 to 2292 code for a protein of 763 amino acids. Gene Ontology annotation, biological process: male gonad development; proteolysis. Gene Ontology annotation, cellular component: external side of plasma membrane; plasma membrane; sperm head plasma membrane. The record is from RefSeq and is a predicted model, not a curated record. Gene Ontology annotation, molecular function: metalloendopeptidase activity.